Molecule: messenger RNA, 2582 nt
Organism: Dendrobium catenatum
Lineage: Eukaryota; Viridiplantae; Streptophyta; Magnoliopsida; Asparagales; Orchidaceae
Product: RNA-binding KH domain-containing protein RCF3
Exons: 9
Coding region: 184-2250 (688 amino acids)
Biological process (GO): regulation of gene expression
Cellular component (GO): cytoplasm; nucleus
Molecular function (GO): mRNA binding
Source: RefSeq, a predicted model, not a curated record
UCAGCAUGGCACUAUUUCGGGCUAUAUCAUUUUGUUUUAAGAGCUAAAUUCGACGAGCGCCACUUUGUCCGCUGCAGGGCUUCUCCAAAACCCUAACCUUUUUCUACGGUUCUUCGCCUUCUUCGUCUGCUCAUCUGCAAGACAGAUAAAAGUGCCCACAACUGUUCAUAACGUAACUGAAGCAUGGCUUUGCCAUUUACACCUGCCAAGAGACCUUUUGAACGCAAUCCUACGGAGCCAAAUGGAAGAGGGAAGUGGCAGAAAACUUCUCCAUCUGUUUCUCAACCGAGUCAAUUCAAAGUUUCAUCAGGGCCUGUAGUUUUCCGUGUGCUUUGCCCUUCUUCCAAGUCUGGAAGUGUAAUUGGUAAAGGAGGUGGCAUUAUAGCAAGAAUACGGAACGAGACUGGUGCAAAAAUAAAGCUUGAAGAUAUUGUUCCUGGUUGUGAUGAGAGAGUUGUAGUCAUAAGUCGUUAUGCAAAAGAUUCUGAGUUUAGAAAUGAGCAGACUAAGCAAGAUGAUAGGGGCAGUAAUGCUGAUGGCGGUGAGGAUGGUAAAGCUAGUGUAGAGGGUGGCAAAGAAAAGGAGGAUUCUGCCGUCACUGAAGAUUCAAAGUUAGUGAAGGCAACAUCUUUAGUUCAAAAGGCUUUGUUUCUUAUUUUUGAGAGAAUAAUUGAAGGUGAGCAGGAAAAUGAUGAUGCGGAUGAGGCUAAUAAGAAAUCUUCUCCUUCUAUAAGAUUGCUGGUUUUCCCCAACCAAGUUGGUUGUCUUUUGGGAAAGGGUGGAAGUGUGAUCAAGCAGAUGUCAACUGAUAGUGGAGCUCACAUCCGAAUACUUCCCAGGGACAAGCUUCCUCUGUGUGCAUCACCAAAUGAUGAAAUUGUCCAGAUCUCAGGUGGUGUAGAUUCUAUAAGAAAAGCUCUCCAAUCAGUUUCCCAGCAGCUCAUGGAGAAUCCACCUCGUGAUCGUGAUUUCUCUGCAGACAAUCCUCCCGUGUCAUCACAUCAAUAUCCUCCUAAUCCUCGUCCGGAGGCUUUUAACCCAACAAAUUAUCAUAAUAUGCCUGUUCAAGGGCCACCUUUUCCUAAUAGGCCACCAUUUGAUGCUCCUGAUCUUUCAUCUUUUCCCAAGUUCCAUGAAGGUCCUGUACCAGGGCAGAUGCCAGUUGCUCCAGAGGUUCUUGUCUUUCGAUUGUUGUGUUCAAAUGAUAAGGUUGGAAGUGUUAUUGGAAAGGGAGGUAAUAUUGUCAAGAACCUCCAGCAUGAAACAGGCUGUGAGAUUAAAAUUCUGGAGACUCCUUCUGAGAUAGAGAAUCGGAUUAUAGUCAUUUCUGGUCCUGCGCUCCCAGGUGAUAGAAUAUCCCCACCCCAAGAUGCAGUCCUUCGUGUCCAGCACAGAAUUUUUAUGGCAGUACCUGAGACUAAAGAUAAUUCUGUCUUGUCUAGGCUUCUUGUUACUCCCAAUCAAACAGGUUGUCUUCUUGGAAAAGGUGGUUCUAUUAUAGCAGAAAUGAGGAAGCUUUCUGGAGCCCAUAUUCGUGUUUUGAGUAAAGAUCAGAUCCCAAAGGGCGUGCCAGAAAAUGAUGAAAUAGUUCAAGUAAGUGGUGAAUUUGGAGCUGUUCAGGAAGCCCUUUUGCAAAUAACUGCUAGGCUCAGAAAUCAUCUUUUUCGUGAUAAAGCUUCUGCUUUAAACCAUCCUGCCCAUCCGGCCUUUCUUGAUCAAAUGCCUCCAUUUGGUUCAUACAUGGGAAGGAGGGAACCUUCACCUCCAAGGUUAUAUGGUGGUAUUCCCCCAUUCCAGAAGGAUGCUGGUGCUCGUGCACAUGAGGAAAGAUCUGCUUUUGCUCAUUCAAUUCAUGGUUCAGGUGUUUCUCCUCUCGGCUCAGAAAGAGCGCCUCCAGCACCAUGGGCACCCCAGGGCAUGCGAGAAGGUGGUGGACCGAUGCCUAUUUCUGAUUUUGCAGGAGCUCCUUCUAGAAGAACUGGUGGUUUCCCAGGAGGAAACCAGUCAGCCGCAGUCAGUCAUGCAACGGUGGACGUUGUUGUUCCUCGAGCCCUCGUGCCUUCCAUUUAUGGAGAGGAUGGAGGCUGCUUGAGGCGGAUUCGUGAGAUAUCAGAGGCCAAAAUAACCAUCACUGAACCUAGACCUGAUGCAAAGGAAACCGUUAUACUAAUAUCUGGAACUCCUGAACAAACUCAUGCUGCACAGAGUCUUCUUCAAGCGUUUGUACUGAGUGAAACCACUGCACCGUGAUUUUUCUUUAUGUGAAGCCCCAUUGGUGUGCUGCCGUAGUGAGCUUAGUCACCUCUUCCUUAUGUUUCAUCGAACAACAGCAUGCGAUGAAGGCAACUGGAUCGGCGGGGAGCGAAAGUGUCAACAACGAUGGAAUUGGCGAGAUAAUGAAGAAGCUGUGCGAUAUAGGAUAUUGAUGGCAAUUGUGGGUAAGUAUUUUCUCAUGUUUAAAAUUUUAAGUCUUAUAUGUGUAAAUAAUAAAGUUUAGAUGUUCAAUAUGUAAAUAAGUGUUUUUAGUGCUAUGCAUAUAAAUCCUCCUAAAUUUUAAUAUUGCUACAAUUGAUUUCUUUUUA